Messenger RNA from Paramecium sonneborni, 557 nucleotides. The record is from the annotation of a GenBank genome assembly. Lineage: Eukaryota; Ciliophora; Oligohymenophorea; Peniculida; Parameciidae.
AUGAAAACAUAAGCGGAAGACUUUUUUUCUAAUUUAAUCAAACUCCUGAUUAGAAAGAGUUUUCUUUAGGGAAUUUAUAUAUAUAGAUUAAAUCAAUUGGGGCCAGACAAUUUUGAAAUAACUACUUAGCACAUUAUAAAUAUUUUAAGAAAAAUGUAAGUAUAUUAUAACGACUAGAUUUAUUUAUAAUAUUUGACUUAGAAAAUCAUUGAAAAAUCUUAAACUGAACCUAAAUAUAGAAAAAUAUACACAAAACUAUGCUUGCUUUUAAUGAAGGAACCUGAACUCACUGUAGAAAAAUAAAAAUAUGGCUAUGUUAAAAAUUAAUUUUUAAAUUAAGUUCAAUAAAUAUAUGAUGAUAGAAAGAAUAAGAAAGAAAAUCUUUCUCAUAUAAAACCUGAAGAAAGGGAAUAAUACCAUAUAUCUAGAAAAUAAAAGAUUAUGGGAUGUAAUUAAAUUUAUAAAAUUGCCUAGAUAUCCAUUUUAUUGGAGAAUUAUUUUUAUCCAAAAUAAUUCCAAUUUAGCUGUUGAUUACAUUAUUGGAGAAUUAAUUCUGA